This is a messenger RNA of Histoplasma mississippiense, 3921 nucleotides long. RefSeq lists its product as hypothetical. The record is from RefSeq and is a predicted model, not a curated record. Gene Ontology annotation, cellular component: membrane. Gene Ontology annotation, biological process: transmembrane transport. Bases 1 to 3921 code for a protein of 1306 amino acids. Gene Ontology annotation, molecular function: ATP binding; ABC-type transporter activity; ATP hydrolysis activity. Lineage: Eukaryota; Fungi; Ascomycota; Eurotiomycetes; Onygenales; Ajellomycetaceae. The transcript has 4 exons.
AUGACUGAGGCGUCUGAAGAUUUGGCUGCCGGGGAGUCAAAAACUGCGAAGAGCCGAAGGAUUAUUCGAAGGGCCACUACAUAUGUCCGCCUUCUCGUUUAUGCAGAGCCGACAACCGUUGACCUUAUUCUCCUCACACUUGGUAUACUAGCCGCGAUUGCUUCAAGAGUGCCCAUUCCCUCUGAUGGAGGCUCAGCAUAUCAAUCAGAAGUCAAUGGCAAGGCACUCAAAGUCGUCUAUGUCGGAAUCGCUUACUUUGUCUUGGUAUAUAUCUAUGUCGCUUCGUGGAAUUUGUUUGGUGAGCGCCUGGCCCAAAGACUUCGUGAGCGGUAUUUCAAAAGUCUAUUACGGCAGGAUGCUUCAUUCUUCGAUAAUAUGCCAGCUGGAGAAGCUGCCUCCCGACUCACGAGCGACAUAACGACAAUCCAACAGGGGACAUCGGAGAAAGUAGGCAUUGUCCUCAAUAGUGUAUCGUUUUUCAUCACCGCUUAUAUCAUCGCUUUCGUCAAAGAUGCAAAACUUGGUGGGGAGUUAGUGUCUCUAACGCCAGCCUAUUUGCUAAUGUCGCUUGUUGGCGGUUACUAUACUCAGAAAUACGCAUCGGCUAUGCUGAAAAACGUUGCUGGAGCAUCAUCCGUUGCGAUGGAAGCACUGUCAAACGCAACAAUUGUGCAUGCAUUCUCGGCAAACGCUCAGUUAGAAUCGAAAUUUGCAGGCCUGCUGGGCAAUGCAAAGGUAGCUGGAAUUAGUAAGGCAAUUUCUAUUGCUGUCCAGUCGGGAUUGCUGUAUUUUAUUGCAUUCUCCGCAAAUGGAUUGGCAUUCUGGCAAGGCUCGAAAACGAUCGCGGAUGCAGUUGCCUCCGGUAGCCCUGGAUCAUCAGUCGGGACUACAUACACCGUGAUUUUUUUAUUGGUCGAUGGUGAGAUAUUCAAUAUUAAAGUAUCCCGUACCCCCCAAGUCGCUCCUUUUGUUCAAGUCUCCGAUGCUGCAGGAGUGACCUUCGAAAGUUUGGAAGCCGAUAUCAACCGGGAACCGAAAAUAGAUGGCACAGUUGAAGGCACUGGAAAUUCUCUCCGAAACGUUUCUGGUAAUAUUGAGCUGAAUAAUGUUUCAUUUGCAUUUCCGUCCCGGCCAGAUAAACCUGUGCUAGAUAAUGUGUCGAUGUCAUGUGCAGCUGGACAACACACCGCAAUCGUUGGUCUAUCCGGGAGCGGGAAGUCGACCGUAGCCGGCCUAAUAGCACGAUUAUAUGACCCAACAAAUGGGGAAAUAUCUUUUGCUGGGCGGAACAUCAAAGAUCUCAACGUUCGAUCUUUGCGAAGCAAUCUCAGUCUUGUCCAGCAAGAGCCGUCACUCCUCGACCGAUCCAUCCUUGAGAAUAUUGCCUUGGGACUGAUUAAUUCUCCAUCUCACUCUCACCUGUCCCCAGCCUUGCUUGGAGGUAAUCUUUCCGAUAUUGCAACUGCCGUCAGGAAUGGACGGGAUCUAAUGGAAGAAGCAGAGAUUCAUGGUCAAGAGACUGCAGAAAUCAUAGAUCUGGUGCGUAAUGCGGCAGAUCUCGCUGAUGCGAGUGCUUUUAUCGGUCGUCUAAAGGAUGGGUAUGGUACUCUUGUCGGUUCUGCAGGUAUCCUGAUAUCAGGAGGUCAAAAACAAAGAAUUUCCAUUGCUCGUGCUUUAGUUAAAAAGCCUAAACUUUUGAUUCUUGAUGAAGCGACCGCCGCUCUAGAUUCUACUAGUCAGCAACGUGUCCAAUCCGCGAUUGAGAAGAUAAUGAGCGGAAGGACGUUAAUAUCCAUUGCCCAUCGUCUGUCCGCCGUAAAGAAUGCCGACAAUAUUAUCGUUAUGAAUCAAGGGAAAGUUGUUGAGCAGGGGACUCACUCGGAGUUGAUAUCAAGCGAUGGCGCAUACGCUGGUCUAGUUCGUCUGCAGAAUCUGAAUAUUCGUCCUGAGGAAGAGAAUGUUUCGAGUGAGUCAUUGGCAACAAAGGACUCCUACGACAACAUAAUCGAGAAGGCUGCCGAAGCUAGUCUUGACGAAAGACGCUCAUUGGAGACAUCUGCGCGGAAAGGAGAAGACAACAGCGAUGGUAUUAAUGCGAAACGGUCUUUAUCGUCAACCCUGAAAGCCGUGGGUCCAAUGUUGCGGCCGCAUAUGCUCUUCCUUUUCCUAGCACUGACCAGCGCUUUCGUAGUUGGUGGCACAUAUUCAGCCUCUGCAGUUGUCUUCGGCAACACGAUUGGUGGGUUGAGCCCAUGCAAAACUGCAGAUUCCAUCAGGUCUGCUGGUAAAUUUUACGGAUUGAUGUUUUUCAUCCUCGCCAUUAUCGAGUUUUUCGCUAAUCUGGGAAGUUGGUCAGCAUUUGGCUGGGUUGCAGAGAAAAUUACUUACAAAGUUCGAGUUCUCUCGUUCAGGGCCCUCAUGGAGCAGGACUUGCAGUGGCAUCAGUCGGAUGGAAGAAGUCCUACCGUCCUCCUUUCAAUCAUCACCCAAGAUGGUAAUGCCCUAUCUGGUCUCACGGGAUCGGUUGUAGGUACUAUUAUUGCUAUACUAGUAAAUCUGGUCGUCGCAAUUUCGUUAUCCCAUGUAAUUGCAUGGAAGAUUGCGCUGGUCUGCCUCGCUGUUGUCCCAUUGAUGCUGGGCGCGGGUGUGAUGCGAGUCAUAAAAAUGACGCAGUUUCAAGAGCGCCAUGCCAGGGCGUUUGAGAAAUCGCUUGGAAUAACAGUUGAAGCCGUCAAUUCGAUCAAGACCAUCUCUGCUCUUUCUCUGGAACACGAAAUUUUGAAAACCUAUCGACGCUCCCUAAAAGGCCCGACAAUGGAAAUUGCGCAGCAAAGCGCCUAUGCCAACCUUUGGCUAGCAAUUUCGUACGGCGCGAGCAAUUUCUUGUAUGCGCUUGCCUAUUGGUGGGGAGCUAAGAGAAUUAUUGCAGGCGAUUACUCGCAGACGCAGUUCUUUAUUGUGCUCAUGGCUCUCCUCGUGAGCGCACAGCUUUGGGGCCAAAUGUUCACACUAGCUCCAGAUGUGUCGCGUGCCUUCACCGCGCUCGCUCGAAUUCUGAACCUCCUUGACCUCGGAUCGACCAAGAAUCUCUCUGGUCCAUGCCAGCGUCUGAAACCGGGCAAUGACUUAGAAGCCAACGCCGAGCCACGAGAGAAACGUCCCGAUCAAAGUCAGGGAGGUAUCAGUGUUUCCCUGAACAACGUGAAGUUCUCGUACCCAGCGCGUCAAGACGUUCUAGUCCUUGAUGGUUUAGAUAUUCAUAUUAAACCGGGCCAGUUUGCGGCGUUAGUCGGUCCAAGCGGCGCAGGCAAAUCAACCAUCGUAUCUCUAAUCGAGAGGUUAUACACACCAACCUCAGGCAGUGUCCACAUCGAUGGCCAAGACAUCUCAACCCGUGAAGGAGCAUCGUUCCGUGAUAACAUCGCUCUUGUCCCACAGGACAGCGUGCUUUUCGAAGGCACUAUCCGGUUCAAUGUUGCCCUUGGAGCUCGCCCUGGCCACAAGCCCACAGAUGCAGAAAUUGAAGAAGCUUGCCGGUUGGCAAAUAUUCAUGACACCAUUAUUAACUUGCCGGAAGGGUAUAACACUAACUGUGGACCCAGCGGAAAUCAGCUGUCAGGCGGGCAGAAACAGCGACUCGCAAUUGCCCGCGCACUUGUCCGGAAACCUCAGCUGCUUCUCCUGGACGAAUCGACAAGUGCCCUCGACGCAGAAUCCGAACAGCUUCUCCAGGCCGGCUUAGAGAAAGCCACCAAAGGAAUGACUGUUAUCGCCAUCGCGCAUAGGCUAUAUACGAUUCAGAAAGCAGAUGCCAUCUUCCUCAUCGAAGAUGGAAGAUGCACUGAUAAAGGCACCCAUGCAGAGUUAGUGGAACGGAGCGAAAGUUAUAAAAUCAAUGCAUUACAUCAGGCCUUCGAGUAA